Messenger RNA from Ochlerotatus camptorhynchus, 1231 nucleotides. Its product is annotated as alpha-tocopherol transfer protein-like. Gene Ontology annotation, cellular component: membrane. The transcript has 2 exons. Lineage: Eukaryota; Metazoa; Arthropoda; Insecta; Diptera; Culicidae. The record is from RefSeq and is a predicted model, not a curated record. The coding region runs from base 25 to 1020 and encodes 331 amino acids. Gene Ontology annotation, molecular function: phosphatidylinositol bisphosphate binding.
AGUUUCGAUCGUCACCGCGUCAAGAUGACUGUGUCCUACGGAGUGGAAAAGUGUCCCCAGAAGUUCGCUGAGUACCGUAGUACUCUGACGAAAAAGUACCAGCAGAUAGCCAAGGAACAGCUCCGCGAAGAAGACACCCUUCGCACACAAGCUCUAGAAGGGAUGAGAGCUUGGAUCGCCAAACACCCCUACAUCCGAAGGUGUCGCACGGAUCCGUUGUUUUUGUUGAGAUUCUUGCGACAGAGGAAAUUCUCGAUCCCACUGGCAUGCGAAACACUGGAACGAUAUCUGUCCAUGCGACAGACCUUCCCCCACUUUUUCCAAAACUUGAGCCCAUCCCACGAGGACAUGCGCGAUCUGGCAGCAGAUGAAGUGUUCCAAGCUCUGGGUUUUGACGAAAACGGACGCAUUGUGAUUCUGAUCAAGUCCCGGCAUUUCAACGUCGAAAAAUACACGCUACACCAUCUGGUUCGCUAUCUGCAUAUGUACAUGGAAAUUCUGUCCUGCGACGAGAGGAUCCAGGUGGCCGGAAUCGUGCUGAUAAUAGACUGCUUCGAGACGACGAUGAUGCACUUUACGUUGUUCAAUUUAUCCGACGUGAAGAAUAUGAUGCCGUACAUCAACUUUCUGCUGCCGGUGCGCUGCAAGGAGGUGCACGUGAUUCGGUUGCCCAAGAUGAGUGCGACGCUGGUGGAUAUUUUGUUCACGUUCGUCAGUGCGAAGAUCAAGAAUCGGUUUUUCUUCCACAGAACCCUGAUCGAUGCCAAAAAGCACCUGGACAAGUCGCUGCUACCAUCGGACCUGAACGGAACCAACGACUCGAUGGAGCUCUCGAAUAUCUUCCACAAACAGGUACGUGAGUCCGAAGCCGACCUGGCCCUGCUCGACGAGAUGGAAAUCGACGUCACUAAGUACUCGGCCCUGUGGAACCAGAACCAUCCGGCGGGCGGAGGAUGCGGCAAGGAGAGCGAAAUCGAAAGUGGAAUGGUGGGCAGUUUCCGGAAACUGAAUAUCGAUUGAUCGACCUCCCCUCCCAAUUGAAAGUGGUUAUUGUGAAAGUUGUGUAGAAUCGUAAAAACCGCUAGGAAUGGCGUUCCGGCAUCUACAGUGGUGGCCUUUAAAUUAGCACAAUAGACCGAGGGGUGCGACAAAUCUAAAUCUCGAUUUUAAAUGAUCGAAAAAUCUCACACUAGCGAAUCAAUUCAUGAAAAAUCUUUUACAUCUCUUGCAU